Messenger RNA from Mustela lutreola (European mink), 1467 nucleotides. Its product is annotated as grpE protein homolog 1, mitochondrial-like. Gene Ontology annotation, cellular component: PAM complex, Tim23 associated import motor. The record is from RefSeq and is a predicted model, not a curated record. Gene Ontology annotation, molecular function: adenyl-nucleotide exchange factor activity; protein-folding chaperone binding; protein homodimerization activity. Lineage: Eukaryota; Metazoa; Chordata; Mammalia; Carnivora; Mustelidae. Gene Ontology annotation, biological process: protein import into mitochondrial matrix; protein folding.
GAUUUUUUUAGGGCAGCGGCGGUGGCAGUCAUGGCGGCUCGGUGUGUGAGGCUGGCGCGGCAAAGUCUCCCAGCUUACCUGUCUCUCAGACCAUCUCCUCGGCUGCUGUGCACAGCUACAAAACAGAAGAACAGUGGCCAGAACCUGGAAGAGGUCGUGAGUCAGAAUGAACAGAAGACAGAUACUCCUUCCCCAGAGAAGAUACUCCUGGACGAGAAGGUCAAGCUAGAAGAGCAGCUGAAGGAGACUGUGGAAAAAUAUAAGCGAGCUUUGGCAGACACUGAGAACUUGAGGCAGAGGAGCCAGAAAUUGGUGGAGGAGGCAAAAUUAUACGGCAUCCAGGGCUUCUGUAAGGACUUGCUGGAGGUCGCAGAUAUCUUGGAGAAGGCGACGCAGAGUGUCCCGAAGGAGGAGGUCAGAGACGACAAUCCUCACCUCAAGAACCUCUAUGAGGGGCUCCUGAUGAUGGAGGUCCAGAUCCAGAAGGUGUUCACCAAACACGGCUUGCUGCGGCUGAACCCCGUGGGUGCCAGGUUCGACCCCUAUGAGCACGAGGCCCUGUUCCACACACCAGUGGAGGGCAAGGAGCCCGGCACGGUGGAGCUGGUCAGCAAAGUGGGGUACAAGCUGCACGGGCGCACCCUGAGACCCGCACUGGUGGGGGUGGUGAAGGCAGCUUAGUGGCCUCAUGGGGCUCCCGUGGGUUCUUUGCGAUCCCCUGCUGUAGCUCUUGUGAAUACCUUUGACCCUUUCCCUGUCCUUGUUGGAAAGCUUUAGUAACCAGUGGCUAAACAGAAAAUGAAGCCGGUUGCACAGAUGCGUGAAUGAACUUAAAUUCGGGAGUCUGUUCGUUGAUUUUUAAUACACCUUUCAUCGCUCUACAUGCUUAGAGAACAGGCCGGCGGGACACGACUGGACCCAGAGGGUCAUGAAUCAUGCUCUAGCUGGUUAAAGCCUAGCGACGUCCAGGUACCAUAAAUGAGUCAAUGCCUUUGGGAACCCCACUUGGGCUGCGCGCUGUGGCUCACCCGGGUCCCGGGCGCUCAGCCCGAACCUUCCUGUGCAGAAGGGAAGGCAAGAGCUUGAGCGUGUUCUUCCUGCUUAGAAAAGUUUCGCCAUGCCCUCACUGAAGAACAUACAAAUUCAUUUGUAAUUCGUUACAGUCUAGCAAUGAAAAUACCCGACUUCCGGCUUCCUUCUGGAGAUGGGAAGUGAGCACAUGUGCCUGAACAGGCCUCACCAGCUUAUUUUGCCCGUUACUGAAUUUAACAAAAUCAGUCACUCUUGACCUUUUGUUAAUCUAUUUGCAGAAAUGUUCAGAUCUCUAGUAGCCACUUACUGAUGACCGGAAGGUCUUUACCGUAGAAAGAUGGACUUGCUCAAAAUCCAAGGAUUGCAUGCUUCGUACAUUUUAAAUGUCAAUGUUUAAUUUUCAAAUUUUAUUUAAGAGGAUUAAAGCCCUAAUGC